Molecule: messenger RNA, 769 nt
Organism: Malus domestica (apple)
Lineage: Eukaryota; Viridiplantae; Streptophyta; Magnoliopsida; Rosales; Rosaceae
Product: signal peptidase complex subunit 3B-like
Biological process (GO): protein targeting to ER
Cellular component (GO): membrane; signal peptidase complex
Source: RefSeq, a predicted model, not a curated record
GACGAAGCAGAAAUCCAAGAAAAAAAAAUCCCAGAAAUAAAGAAAGAAGGUAGGAAAAUGCAUUCGUUCGGGUACAGAGCCAAUGCUCUGCUGACCUUCGCAGUUACAAUUUUGGCACUGAUGUGCGCCAUGGCCUCCAUCUCCGAUAAUCUCAACCACCCCACUCCCACUACGCAAGUCCAGGUGCUGAAUAUUAAUUGGUUGCAGAAGCAACUGAACGGGAACGACGAGGUCAGCAUGACUAUGAAUAUAUCAGCAGACUUGCAGUCAUUGUUUACAUGGAAUACAAAGCAGGUUUUUGUUUUUCUAGCCGCUGAGUAUGGAACCCCAAAGAACUCACUGAAUCAGAUCUCUCUUUGGGAUGGUAUCUUACCAACCAAAGAACAUGCCAAGUUUUGGAUUCAUACUUCAAACAAGUACCGCUUCAUUGAUCAGGGAACCAAUCUCCGGGGUAAAGAAUUCAACUUGACAUUGCACUGGCACGUCAUGCCCAAGACGGGCAAAAUGUUCGCUGACAAGGUCGUAAUGCCGGGAUAUCGCUUGCCACAAGAGUACAGAUGAUGAGGAGGUGCUUUGUCUUGUGUAUCUUUUUCUCUGUAGGUUUAGCCUCUAUUCCUAAAGGGAUACAAAUUAGAGACAUAUAAACAGGGAAGGUUUUUUACUUGUUAUGAGAAAAAGAAAUAUAUGAGGUUUGAUCUUAUUUUGGUUUCUCUUAACUUUGGUUGCUAAUUUAUUGCCUUGAACUGGAAGGUAUUUGCAGGCUUGUGAA